Messenger RNA from Parascedosporium putredinis, 1551 nucleotides. The record is from the annotation of a GenBank genome assembly. Lineage: Eukaryota; Fungi; Ascomycota; Sordariomycetes; Microascales; Microascaceae.
AUGGUUUGCCGUGCCGUAGCAACGACAAUUGAGCUCAUCCACCUUGGGGAAUUCCAACGUGAAGUACUUGAAGUUGAGCGUAAGAUUCUCAGGGAAGAUACGGAAGCUGUCGGUGCAUACGGCAUUGUAUCGCUGACCGCCAUCAUGGCCGAGUUCACGCCGUGGAGGAGGAUACUGGAAUGGCUUUUGGAUGUCAUGCAGUUCAUACUAGGAGGCGUUGGUGGGCAAGUAUGUAACUCGGCACAGCUCAUCAAUCGGCUCCGAAAAGAGCUCCAGAGCGGUUAUAGCAAUAUCGAGGACGCAGCGCGCAGCCUAGUAAAAAGUGCAGAGACGGCCUGGCUCAAACAGGCUUCUGCAUGGAUUCUCUAUGGCCGCCUACCAAGUUUGGGCCAAGAUGGGUUCUUUGUCAAGGCGGUCAAGGACCAAAAUGGGGUACCUGAAUACGUUUUAGAACCUUCCCAACUUCCGAGGGAAUUCGCCAUGUCUCUGAUCCACGAGGCUGAUGAGAAAAGUCGGGGUCGGUGGCGGCGGGCCGAUAAUCUUGCCCAUGAGAAGAGAGAUGGAAUUUCCAAUGUUGUCGUAAAGCAAGGUGAAGUUACGAGAGUACUCGCACAAUCUUGGGCCGCCAUGGGCUCGAUGCAGGGCCUGCAUACGGAUGAAGAUGAAGGCGUGGAGAUUGCGCGAGACCUUCUGCGGCUCCAGGUUAAGAAAUCCAAUCCGACGACAUCUUUGCCCGUUAGCACUGGGGUUGGUCAGGCCCCUGCCAUGGCCUUACCUGCAGCUGUGGACUAUAGUGACCAGAACGAGGAGACCGACAUCUGGACUGAAACGUCAAAAUCAAACUAUGUAGCUCGUUCACCACCCCAGCAGCACGAUCCCGAGUCACUUGCCACAGCGCACCGCACGUACCUCCGUUCCCUCUGCCGACAUCUCCUCCUCACCCAAUCCUCCUACACCGAACCUCUCUACAAACUUCUCGUCCAUAUCGAUCAGCUUGUAGCCCUCAUGCGACGCCUCCACUCGAUAUGGGAGGCGAUGGACCUAGAGACAGAUGCUGGUGUGGUUGACGCUUUUGCUAAUCUUGAACGCGACGAACGUGCCAUUAUACCCGCACUCAAAACGAUUGAAGGAAGCGUUCGGGUGUCCAUAACUACCGUAAUCGCAGCCUUGCGAAUAUUGGAGAUGGAUACGAUCUUCGCCGCUGAGCUUGAAGAAGACACUGCCCAUAGUGUCGGCUCCCGGUUUAAGGUUCCACCGAGCUCGGAUACAGUCAUCAGCGAGGCCAACAAGGCCAGUGGCUACAAAAGCCCUGAGAUAGGGUCAGGCGGCAUCCAGCCUCCUUUUAUCGAAUUCGUUGGGGAUGACUUAGACUUUUGCUCUGGCUCGUGGCAAGGUCUGAGGAUCUCGCUGCGCAUGGAAAGACUUGAGUCCGGACGCUUACCACCGGGGCUCGCUUUGAAGUGGAACAGGGAGCUACUUGAACUUAGGAAGACGUGGAAUUCUGUGAUGGUCAUCGUUGCUGUCCUGCGACUCGCCAUCAUCAGAGUCUAG